UUCCCUUUCUCAAUUAUUAAAAAACUAAAAAUUAUAAAAACAGAAGUAAAAUUUGAAAAAACAAAAUUGGUCCCCUGUCUGCUUUUGGUCACUGGACCUCUCUUUCUUUCUACUCACCGACACUUUCUUCUCACUUCUCUCUUCACCUCUUCCUUCUUCUCCGAUCAUAUCAGUUUUAUCUUAAUUUAAAAAUAAAACCAGUCUCCUUUCUUUUCCUUUGAAGAAGAUAAGAGAAGAAGAUCAGCAUUUACCUAAAAAAAUCCAGGUUUUAAUUUUCUUUGCACAAAGGAAACAAAAAAAAAAUGGCAGUGGAGAAAAACAACAAAGUGGAUAAUGUGAAUGUGAAGCAGAGAAAUAUUGUAUUGGUUGGAAUUAAAAUUGAUGAGAGUGGCAAAGAGAUCUUGAAAUGGGCACUUGAAGCAGUUGCAGGAAAACAUGGAGAGUGUGAUGUUGUUGUUAUUCAUGUUUGUUCAACUUUUCUGCCUUGAAAAGCAAGUCAGCGUUGGAUCGGUACUUAGAACUUUACAGUGAAUUCUGUUCAACAAAGAAGGUAGCUUUACAUCAUUUUCCAUGUUUAUUUCGCUACACAAUUUUGAGAAAUGGGUGACAGAGAGUAUAUGGGGUUUUGAGAACAGAUUGAGCUCAAAGGAGAUGUUUUGAAGGGAAACUCAGUUCAAGGGGUUUUAGUUAAAGAGGCAAAUAGAUACAACGCUAUGUCCAUUAUUGUUGGAGUUAAACAUCAAAGAAAACUAAGCCUAAAAGUAGCUAAAGGCUGCUCAAAAGAGCUUCCUCCAACAACUGAUGUUUUGGCCAUCCACAGAGGAGAUAUAAUAUUUAGACGUUCCAACCAUUCCCAGCCACCUCUUGCUCAAAACAUAAGUUCAAGACCAAGUUCUGAACUUUUUGAUGGACUUUCAGAAAAAGAACUCAAACUGAAAUCCGGAGAAUCGAUGGUUAAAAACAGAGAGCUGCAGAGAACAAGCCAAGAGAAGAGGAGGGUUUCUGGUAGAUCACUUUCUCUUCCAUCAGUAGAGGUAGUAGACCAGAAACCAGGUUGGCCAUUGCUAAGAACAACCACUUUAGCUCCUCCAGUGGUUCAACAUCAGACUCGGAAAAUAUCAGUUGUCAAUUGGGUCAUGAGCUUGCCUGAACGGUUUCCACAUCAUCCCAAUCACACUUCUCAACCGAGCUUCUGUGAUUCACAACUUAAAGACAUACUAAAGGAAAUAAAUAGAUGGUUUAGCUAUGAUGUUCUUAAGACAGCAACAUCAGGUUUCUCUUCAGAGAAUCUAAUUGGAAAAGGAGGAAGUAACGAAGUCUACAAAGGGGUUCUUGAAGAUGGGAAAGCAGUGGCGGUGAAGAUCUUGAAAUCAUCUGGAAAAGAAGCAGUGAAGGAUUUUGUUCAAGAAGUUAGCAUAAUCUCUUCUUUGAGUCACCAAAACAUCUCUCCUUUAAUCGGUGUGUGCGUCCAAUAUGAUGAACUUAUCUCUGUUUACAAUCUCUCAUCCAGAGGAAGUUUGGAGGAGACCCUUCAGGGUAAGCAUGUAUUGGCAUGGGAAGAGAGAUUCAAGAUAGCAAUUGGGUUAGGGGAAGCUCUUGAUUAUCUUCACAACCAAUGUUCUAAUCCUGUCAUCCACAGAGAUGUCAAGUCUUCUAAUGUUCUUCUCUCAGAUGAGUUAGAACCUCAGCUUUCGGAUUUCGGACUCUCGAUGUGGGGAUCCAAGUCUUGUCUAUACACAAUACAAAGAGACGUGGUGGGCACGUUUGGAUACCUAGCUCCUGAAUACUUCAUGUACGGAAAGGUGAGUGACAAAGUUGAUGUUUAUGCCUUUGGAGUAGUUUUGCUUGAACUCAUAUCAGGAAGAACUACUAUUUCUUCUGAUAGCCCAAGAGGACAGGAGAGUUUGGUCAUGUGGGCAAAGCCAAUUAUAGAAAAAGGUGCUGCAAAAGAGCUCUUGGAUCCGAACAUUUCAGGGACUUUUGUUGAGGAUCAGUUUCAGAAAAUGGUUCUUGCUGCUAAACAUUGUCUUACAAGAGCCGCUACUCAUCGUCCCAAUAUCAGAGAGAUACUCAAGCUGCUAAACGGGGAAGAUGAAGUAGAGAAGUGGGUGAAGAAACUAGUAGAAGAUGAUGACUGUUUCGACGAUGAGGUUUACCCAAAUUCGAACAAAGAAUUACACUUGAGUCUUGCGAUGCUCGACAUCGAGGAUAAUGACUCUAUUUCAGUUGGCAGCUUGGAGAGAAGUAACAAUAGCCUAUUUUCUUCUUCUCCAUCUCAGGAGCUUCAGCCUUGAUUAGGGUUUUCUUAAUGUUUCGAGUUUGCUUGAGGGUUACGGCAUCGCUCAGGAUGUCUGCAAUCAAAUCAAGCUUGAUGUCACUACUCUGACUUUGGCUUUUGCAACCAUUGCCGGAAAAGUGUUUUUUUUUUUCUUACAUAGAUGAGAGGAAGAGAAUAAGACUUCCAAAAUAAUGAUUAAAGUGUUUUUGAUAAAUAAAUAAAAAGAUUAAAGUGUUCAUUGCACAAGCCAUUCUCAAGCUUCUCUUGCAGGUCACAUUGUAUUCUAUCAAUCCAGUUUAAUCUCUUCUUGUUUUUUCUCUUAUGUAAUUGCAUUUCCUUGUUGAAUUCAACG
Molecule: messenger RNA, 2630 nt
Organism: Brassica oleracea var. oleracea
Lineage: Eukaryota; Viridiplantae; Streptophyta; Magnoliopsida; Brassicales; Brassicaceae
Product: receptor-like cytosolic serine/threonine-protein kinase RBK1
Exons: 10
Coding region: 714-2294 (526 amino acids)
Biological process (GO): protein phosphorylation
Molecular function (GO): ATP binding; protein kinase activity
Source: RefSeq, a predicted model, not a curated record